AUGUGGCCAUUAUCGUCACUGCUUUUACCCUCCCUAGCUCUGCAAUUUGCAGCAGCGAACGCGCAGGCUUUGGCCACGGUCACCUACGGACCCAGCGGUCCCUGUCCAGUGCCAUCCGUCACCAGCGUUGUUGUUUUGCAAGCAGCAUACUACAGUUCUUUUUUCCAGUCAGCUUCGCAGAUUGUGAAUCUCUUUGGCAACGGUGACACGGUUACGAUUCAAAAUGCUCCAACAACGUACAUUACAAACACAUACAUCACCACGACCAUCAUCUCUACUGUCACGAGCGCUGUCCCUUCAACUAUGUCUGCGACCCCAUCUAGCACCCCCUCUAGCAGCGUGAGUGUUGGUCCGGUCACCACAAGUGCGACUUCGGCUUCAUCGCCCACGACGUCCGUCUCGUUAACUCCCACGUCGGCGUCAAGCACGACUUCUUUGGGCAUCUCAACAACUUCCACAACAGUAUUCACUCCUAUUCCUCCUCCCGUUAUCACACCAACUCCACCACCGGUCCUAACUUCUACGUCGGUCGACGCGCAAGGGAACACAAUCCUAGUGCCAAUUACGCAGCCACCGCUCGUUCUCGGCGAGGGUCUGCCGUCUGGAACUGUAACUGACCUCCCGGCAUCGUCCGCCGUCAUCGUUGGUGUUGCAGUUGGUGGUGUAGGCGGGGCAAAGGUGAAAAGACAGGCUGCGGGAAGCCAGGCAUCCGAACUGCUUUCGGGCGAUGAUGGGGGCUCUAGCGGUGCAUGCGACGUUGCCGUCAGAUAUUAUCUGCAACACGGGCAACUCACAGAUGGUAACGAUGUGGUCGGCCGGAACACUACCGACUCCUACGCCUUGAUGACCCCUGAUCCCGAUCCCAACAACGUCACCACGGUGUUCUCGUUUGUUGACGGCAUACUACAUUGGGGUUCAACCGACCGAGGAGCUGCUACCUUCUACCGCUGCGGCGACAACAAAGUUUGGGCUGGUUUCCCGAGUCCCCCGCGGCCUGAUUGCUAUAAUGUCACUUUGGGUGGCAUUGUGGCCGCCGCUUGCCCGGUGCCGUAUAGGGAUCCUGACGCGACUACCUCGUCAACGAGUAUUUCUUCUAGCACUGCAACUUCGACGGAUGUGGCGACCACGACCUCCGAAGUGACUACAACAGCUACCAUGGAGAGUCCUACGUUGACCACGACAACUGCUGAACCGACAUCCUCAAGCGAUCAAAGCUCGACGGAAUCAUCACCGACACCGUCUCCUUCCUCGAGCUCAACUCUAGUCGUCACCAGCUUCACGCCACAGACUACCCAGCCGACCAUGGUCCCGACUUCGAGUUCGCCACCCGUAACUACCGCGCCCAUCUCUACUGGUCCUGUGUUGUCUCCCACGAUAGCGACAAGCUCUUCAAAUGUGGUCCCUCCACAGUCAAGCUCGACAAGCGCAGCGCCUGCACAGUCAAGCUCGAUAAGCGUAGCGCCCGUACAAUCAGGCUCGACAAGUAUAACCCCUGCACAGUCAAGCUCGUCGAGUAUUCUCACCACACGGUCAAGCUCCCCCAGUGCUGUUCUUCCGCAAUCCAGCAGCACGUCUGCUGCGCCUUCGACGACACCAGUUGGUACCACCUUUUCCCCGGCAAUUUCCUCAACUGGGGCUACCAGUGGACCUGCGAGUGGAUCAAGCACUACGCCCCCAGGCAUUCAAAGUACAAGCCCGAGCAGCUCAGCAUCGCCUUCCUCCGCCGCAUCCCAGAAUACGAGCAAUCCAGGCUCGACGACUUCAGCAGGUAUAGUUUCUUCCCCUCCUUCUUCAUCCACUUUUGUCCCCAGUCCAAGCACAACAUCCUUGUCCCCAAGCAGCAGCUCUAUAGCAGCAAUUACGUCGUCCUCAAUGUUGGCAGCUGGGCCUUCCUCGUCAACAAGCGCAGCGACAACAACAGUCGCUACCCCCUCACCCACAACGACUAGUGCUGCUACCACGACUACCCCAGGCCCAAAUUCUACGACCACAAGUCCCCUGGUGACCACCGCUGUGCCGACAACGGGACAAGGAACCACUCAAACUUCCAUUACAGCAUCCUCUAGAUCUAGCAGCGUCUCCACAUCCAAUGCUAUUGGCGGCACAACUAGUGCUAGCUCUACUCAAAAUUCUGCCUCGGGUACUUCGAGCAGCGUGGCUGGUGGUACGACUGCACUAUCGACAGGCGCCGCCACCACAUCAAGCAUGGCCUUCUCUUCGACCUCCCUUAUCUUGAGUGGCACCACGUCAGAUCUUGCCAGUUCAUUCACUACAUCCUCGGUAGCAAUACCUUCGACUACAGUUUCUUCGACUUCAGCUUCGAGCACAAAGUCCGCAGGUUCUACGAUACUGAGCAGUCCUUCAGGUGCUACAACAUCAAGUUCUGCUGCCACCUCGAUCAUGUCGAUUUCAACUGGUGCUAGCACAGCCACAUCAUCAGCACCGCCAAUCUCGAGCAGCUCCACCUCAACUUCACGCAGUACUGCUGCUUCGGAGUCCAACUCGUCGACUUUGGCCCCGUCGUCGUUCAGCUCUGCAGCCUCCUCAUCGUUGGGUAUGUCACAUCAUUCCCAGGCCUCGUUUGUUUUCCGUUUUCUCCAUCGAGUUCUAUUCGUGCUAGCAGCUUGUCUGGAGUGA
This is a messenger RNA of Cladophialophora bantiana CBS 173.52, 2637 nucleotides long. RefSeq lists its product as uncharacterized. Bases 1 to 2637 code for a protein of 878 amino acids. The transcript is spliced from 2 exons. Lineage: Eukaryota; Fungi; Ascomycota; Eurotiomycetes; Chaetothyriales; Herpotrichiellaceae. The record is from RefSeq and is a predicted model, not a curated record.